Molecule: messenger RNA, 3939 nt
Organism: Nymphalis io (European peacock)
Lineage: Eukaryota; Metazoa; Arthropoda; Insecta; Lepidoptera; Nymphalidae
Gene: timeout
Product: protein timeless homolog
Exons: 22
Coding region: 114-3863 (1249 amino acids)
Biological process (GO): DNA replication checkpoint signaling; DNA repair; replication fork arrest
Cellular component (GO): replication fork protection complex
Molecular function (GO): DNA binding
Source: RefSeq, a predicted model, not a curated record
UGUACUUUAAUAACAAGGGAGUUUAUAAGUUAAAAAUAAAUGGAAAAGUUCCUAUUACAACGAUAGUUUUAUGUCGAAAGUGUGUGUGUGAAACUUUGAGUGACUGUCUAAUUAUGAGUUCUUUACUGUCUGCAGAACUUUCAGCAACUUGCAAUGCUUUAGGGACAUUUAACAAGAAAACAGGAAAGUAUUUGAUAGAUGACUUUACUUUGAAUACAGUGAAAGAUCUUAUAAGAUAUCUGCGACGUGAUGGAGAAGAUCAUGAAAUUCGAAGACAUUUUGGACAAACUAAAGUGUUACAAACCGACUUACUGCCAAUGCUUGUGGAUCACUGGGAAAAAGAAGAACUUUUUGACGUCACCCUCAGGCUUUUAGUAAAUUUGACCAACCCAGCCCUCUUACUGUAUAGAGAAGAGGUACCAGUUGACAGGACUGCUCGACACAAUUAUUUACAAAUAUUGACACAUUUACAGUCAUAUAAGGAGGAAGCUUUUACUAAAGUUGAAACUUGGCAAGUUUUUGCAAGGAAAUUAGCUAAGAUACUGGAAAUUGAUUGGUCUGAAAGAGACGAAGACACAGGAUUGAUAAUAGAAAGAAUAUUGAUCUUAAUAAGGAAUGUCUUACAUGUUCCUGCUGACUUAGACAAGGAGAGAAGACCGGAAAAUGAUGCUAGUGUACAUGAUCAGGUUCUUUGGGCAUUAAAUCAAGCAGGAAUUUUAGAUAUAAUCUUGUACAUGUCUUCGGAAAAUGAAAAACAGUACUUCAUGCACAUUAUAGAAAUAAUAUCUCAUUUAUUAAGAGAACAAAACCCCACGAGCUUAGCAGAUGCAGCUUUACAGAGGAGUGUGGAUGAGAAACUCAGAGAUGAACAGGAGUUGUUAACUAUGAGAAUGACGGAGACCAAGGAGAGAAUGAACAAAGUAAAGAUGUAUUCAUCUACGAGGCAUUCUCGUUUCGGGGGUACUUAUGUGGUACGAAACAUGAAGUCUAUAUCAGAGAACGAGCUGAUUUCCUUUAAGCCUUUAAAUAAAAUAUCGGGCUUUGAUUUUAAUGGCAGCAAAAAAUCGAAACUAGUCAAACCCAAGAACAGAAGGCCUACCGAGAGCGGCAUGUUGGAACGAAGAUCUGCAUUCGCUAUCAGAUUGUUUCUAAAGGAGUUUUGUAUAGAGUUCUUAAACAGUUCGUACAAUCCUCUGAUGCAUUACGUGAAGGAUGUUCUGGUGAGGGCGAAAGCUCAACAGAACGACGAGUCGUACUACUUGUGGGCGAUGAAAUUCUUCAUGGAGUUCAACAGGGGACACGACUUCCAAGUUGGAUUAGUCAGCGAAACGAUGUCCGUGCCGACGUUCCACUACGUGCAGCAGCAAAUGGAAAAGUACACCGACAUGAUCAAGGUGGAGAAGAAGAAGUUCCCGGUGUGGGUGCGCCGCCUGCACCUCGCGCUGCGCGCCUACGCCGAGCUGCUGCGCUCGCUGCGCGCCCUGCAGCGCGCGCCGGGCGCCGCGCGGGAGGCGGCGCGCGUGCUGCAGAGCAACGUCUUCUACGUGCCGGAGUACCGCGAGCUCGUGCUGGCCAUGUUCCUGAACUACGACGAGAACAAGAUGCCGAGCUCAUAUUUGGUAGAUUUGGUUGAGACGGAACAUUUGUUUCUGAAAAUGCUGGAACAUUUUUGCAAGAAUACUGGACUCGUGGUGCAGAAGAAGGUGAGGAAGAAGGGAAAACCCAAAAAGCAAAAACCUCGUCCUCCCAAGCCCAAAGAAGUGGAAACGCCGCAGUGGGAGGAGGUUCGGCCGCAAGUGGCCGCCGUGCUGGCGGCGCGCGUGGCCGAGCUGCCGCCGCCCUUCGACGCGGCGGCCGACACGCCGAUAGACCAACAGAAGGAGGAUUGCAUGAAGAAGAUUCAAAAGCUGAUGCGCGAUCACAAAUACGAAGGUGCUGUCGGUACUCUACGAGCCGCAAGGGAAGUGUGGCCGGAGGAAGGAAUAUUUGGCGAUACCGGGAUAACGGAGGACGAAGAGCUCGACAUGCUGGAGACCAUUUACAACACCGACUUAGGAGUCGAAGCGGAUACAACAAUUAAUGAAGAAGAGGUAGAAGAAAAUUCCGCGUAUGAAGACGAUGACGAAGAAGGAGAAGAAGAAGAAAGAACAACGUCCGUCGUGGAAACGGAUUUCGAUUUCCAAGAUUUCGUUCUGAGGUUCUGCCAGCCGCACGUGGUGCGCGCGUGCGCGGCGCUGUGGGCGCGCUGUGACGUCACGGCGCGCGCCGCCCGCUGCGCGCUCAAGCUGCUGCACCGCAUCGCGUGCGACUGCAACCGCCCCGCCAUGAUGUUCCAGGCCUCGCUGUUCCUCACCUUCCAGAAGAUACUCAACAAGCGGAGCCCGCAGCUAAAGGAAAUGGAGAAGUUCGCCAUAUUUAUUUUAAGAAAAUUCACGGAAAUAGCAUCGAAGAACGGUAAAGUUUUUAUCGAGUUGUUAUUUUGGAAGAACUCUAAAGAGUCCGUCGAAAUCGAGCACGGCUACGAUCUCUACCGCGACCAGAGGGAUAAGCCGGGCAGGGGGCUCUGGACGGAGGAACAGGAAGAGGAACUUCGGAGCCUGUACAUGGAGAAUAUGGCGAGACCGGAAAAUGAUCAGGAUGUAAUCGACUGGAUUUUGGACAAUCUGAUCGACCAAACACGUACCAGGAGAAGUGUGAUCAAGAAGCUAAAGGAUUUAGGUCUCAUAUUUAAAGCGCCGACUAAAAAGAGUAACAGAGAGAGACAGGAGAAGGUCUCCAAAGAGUUCAACGAAGAAGAGGAUAAUCUUCUGGCCGAACUUUGGAAACAAUAUAAAGAUUCACCGGAUCCAAUGGGGCUAAUAAUCGCUCGAAUGCCCCGGAAGCGAUCGAAGCGUAGCUUUGUGGACAGGCUGCUAGAGUUGGGUCUCGUGCAGGACAAGUCGCAGUGUCGCAAGAGGCGCCAGCGAAACGCCAAGAGUGCGGGAGACGAUGGCGAUAAAUCGAACGAAAGUUCAUCCGAAUCUGAGCACUCAAGUUCUGAUGGCGAUGAUAACGUUCGACCACAAACGGCUGCUGUUAAUGUUAAACAUAAGAAGCCUUUAAAGAAGAGAGCAGAAAAUAAAAAGAAGUCAGCGAGAGUGGAAUUAAGUGCAAGUGAAAUCGCAAAACUGUUGAUCGAGGCUGUCGACAGUGGUUUGACUGAAGCACUUAAGUGGCUAGCAGAGAAUCUAGAAGAAGUAGCGCUCGAUCAAGAAGCGGAAGGUUUCGAUCCGACGUCCGAAGGAACACCGCUCGUGCCCAUUUCAAGUGAAUCCGUCGAAGCAAUGGACAACCCAUUGUUCAUGAAAGUAUUGAAGAGUGUAGGAAUAGCACCGCCUAGUGAUGAACAGGAAACGUAUUGGAGGAUACCGAGCAGUAUACACUACGACACAAUACGGAAAAGACGAGAGAUUGUCAUAAAAGCUGUCAACAAGGAGCUCAUCGUAGACAGCACCAACAAUAAUGCUGAAGGGAUACAAGAGAAAAAUAACCCAAAAGAUGAAUCCAGCGACGACGAUGACUUAUUCGAUAACCUACGUAAGAUGCGCGAUGUGAGCCCUUAUAAGAGCAACACCCCGAGUAGGAGUGUUUCGAAUAAUCGUAAAAGAAAUCGCAGCUUAAGUUCCGAUGAAGAAAAUAAUCGAAAAAUGCAGAAAAUCGAUGAAGACGAUGAUGAAGAAGAUAUAUUGUCGUUUGCGAAGAAAACGUUACAGCGCGCCGACCCGCCGGCCGACCCGCCGGCCGACCACUCGGACAGCGCGGACGACGAGCCCGUCCUGUCGAGGCGCUACAAAAAACGGGUAAUUAGCGACGAUUCGGAGUGAAACUUAUUCAAAUUGUUAUAAUCUCAUUUGGAUUUUUUCUUUCUUGAAUUAAUUCGAAAUAAAUACUUGAUGGGAA